GAGGCCGUCUCUCGAACGAUCAUCGUAAACCCCCAUCCCGACGACGAUGGCGGCGACAUGAUGGUUGUUCUGCGAACAUCCAGGUCUCCACCGCCGCUGCGGGAGGCUUCGAGGAACAACAGGGAUCCUCCGAGUCAGCAAUUUCGGUCACCGUUUGUGUCUACAGGUGCCUCCGCUCGCCCCCAAUGGAUGCACUCUCUGUCUCCCCUGUCCGCCGGUUCGAGUGCAGGCCGCUGUCUUGGCGAGUGCGGGGAGACGGCGCGUGGCAUCGCUGAUGUUGGUGACGCACGUGACGGGAGGGAGGUGUGGGCAGAACAGCGACGGUUGAUGCGGUCGGGGCGGGAGGAGUCCAUAACUCGGGGGGUGCAACGAUUGCGUGUUGGGGAACACAAACACGACGGCGAGGAAGCAGUGGCGGACGCGCACAACCCCGACUGGAACGACAACGGCGCUGAAGGUGGGGAGGACAACGCAGGCUACGUUUCGCCGUCGAAGCAGGCGGCCGUGAUGGGAGGGAGGGGCGGGAAGACGAAGUCGUGUGCCGACAACGGUCGUCGGGGCAAAAAGGCGGCAGGCAAGGGUAGCGAUGCCGAAGGUGACGUCGAUGGGGAAGGAGGUCGUCAGUUCUGGUCCGUCAACAACAUUAUAGCCCUCAUCCGAGCUAAACGUGAUCAGGAUGCGCAUCUGCAGGGGAUGGGUCACGCAUACGCUCGGAUGAAGCCGCGAGAAUGGAAGUGGCUGGAUGUGGCGACGAGGUUGAAGAAGGUGGGCGUCGACAGAGAGGCAGAUCGGUGCGGGAAGAAGUGGGAUAAUCUGAUGCAGCAGUUCAAGAAGGUGCAUUACUUCCAAGGACUGUCCGGGAAACCAGACUUCUUCCAAUUGUCUGGGAAGGACAAGAUGUCGAAGGGCUUCAAUUUCAAUAUGGAUCGUGCGGUUUACGAUGAGAUAUUGGGGUCGACCGCCAAGAACCACACCAUAAACCCGAAGAACGUCGCCGACACGUGUGCUCAGGGUGGUGUGCGUCUGCCGUCCGCCUCUUCUGCGGAUCCCGAAUCUGUGGGCGAUGGGGACGGUGGUGCAGAGCACGACGACGACGACGACGGGCCCAUGAAAGGUUCUUCGCAGACGACGGGUGGCGCAAGCGGUUUCGGCAAGAGGAAGAGCACGAGGCAGCAAACUUUUGAGGCAAUGACUGAAUGCAUGGAGAAGCACGGGGCACUAAUGGCGUCGACGAUGGAGAGCAACAGCAAGCGUCACUGCUCCAUCGCCAUAUGGAAGUGUGAGGCGCUCGAAGAGGAGGUCAAAGUGCAGAAAAAGCACUACGCAGCGUCAGACGAAGUCAGCAAGCUUAUGUGCCACACCUUGCUGGAGAUAGCGAAGGACAUCGCCAAGCGUUAGACUUCGUGCCGCCUCUGUUGUGCUCUCAGUUCGCUUCCAUGGAUGUG
This is a messenger RNA of Chara braunii, 1445 nucleotides long. The record is from the annotation of a GenBank genome assembly. NCBI's taxonomy places the organism in Eukaryota, Viridiplantae, Streptophyta, Charophyceae, Charales, Characeae.